Messenger RNA from Lytechinus variegatus (green sea urchin), 3651 nucleotides. RefSeq names its product aminopeptidase N-like. NCBI's taxonomy places the organism in Eukaryota, Metazoa, Echinodermata, Echinoidea, Temnopleuroida, Toxopneustidae. Gene Ontology annotation, cellular component: cytoplasm. Gene Ontology annotation, biological process: peptide catabolic process; proteolysis. The transcript has 17 exons. The record is from RefSeq and is a predicted model, not a curated record. The coding region runs from base 83 to 3100 and encodes 1005 amino acids. Gene Ontology annotation, molecular function: peptide binding; metalloaminopeptidase activity; zinc ion binding.
UGGAGAAACUCGUUGACUCUUAAAGCACAUCCAUUUGGCACUAUCAAUAGUUGGCGGACUGCGUUAGGAUCGGCCAAGCAAGAUGGGUUAUUCCGAAAAGCAGACGUUCCAAAUCCACGAGGACCACGACGAUGGCAAGGUUCACUUGUCACAGAAUCAGGUCAUCAUGGUCGGUGUCCUGAUCGUCGCGGUCACCGUCGGGGUUGGUCUCCUUUGUUUCUACGUUCCCGACAGAAGCUGCGGAGAUCAUGUCAUCAUACCCCACUCCACACCGGCUGGAGAAAAGACCGAUCCCCCGACGCAAAGAUCGACUACAACGGAAGGCAGCGAUGUGACAGAACCUGAAAAGUCCACCACCACCACCACCACCACCUCAACCACGACAUCCGAACCCAAAUCGACCAUGUUAUCAACAGCAGGCCCUCCAGGACCAUGGCCUGGUCGAUUAAGUAGAGAAGUGGUGCCAGAGUCGUACGAGCUCUACCUCAAACCCUACAUCUACGAGGAUGACGUACCGGCUGGGAGUAAGAGGUUCACUUUCGACGGCGACGUCAUUAUCCGUGUGAUAUGCAACAACGCUACAAGUCGCAUCACUCUCCAUGCUGAUAACAUCACGAUCAACUCUAUCAGUGUCACUGUGAUGGGAGACGCCGUCGAUAUUUAUAGUGAUCAUGACUUUCAAACCGAAUACGAUUUCCUCCACAUCGAUCUCAAGCAAGAACUGGUUGUCGGUGGGGUAUACGACAUCGAUAUUGACUAUAUUGGUGAACUGAGUGAUGGACUUUCGGGGUUCUAUCGUACGAGUUACCUGGAUGACAGUGGGACAGAAGUCUGGGGAGCCACAAGUCAGAUGCAGCCAACAAGCGCAAGGAAAGCUUUGCCCUGUUUCGACGAGCCAGCUUUCAGAGCUGUUUUCAACACGACUAUAGAACAUCGUUCGGACAUGGCUGCUCUUUCAAACGGUAUCGAAAUCCUUCAAGAAGAACUAGAAGCUGGUUGGAACAGGACCACUUAUCUUCCAACCCCUAAAAUGCCCACCUAUCUUCUCGCCUUUACCGUCGGCUACUUCGGAUAUACUGAAACAACGACAACAAAUGGUGUUCGAUUCCGUGCAUGGUCGAGACCCGAAGCCGUAAACAGCACCUACUAUGCACUGUACACUGGCUCCGAAAUCAUCACUUAUUUCGAAGAGUAUUUCAACAUUAGUUUCCCUCUUGAAAAGCAAGAUAUGAUUGCAGUACCGGACUUUUCGGCUGGCGCCAUGGAGAAUUGGGGGUUGAUCAUAUACAGAGAGACCGCCAUGUUAUACAACCCAGAGGUAAACUCAGCUGUCAACAAGCAACGUGUCGCCACUGUGGUCUCCCAUGAACUUGCUCACCAGUGGUUCGGUAAUCUUGUUACUCCUAAAUGGUGGGAUGAUCUCUGGCUCAAUGAAGGAUUCGCAAGCUACGUGGAAUACCUUGGUGUCGAUCAUACAGAGCCUGAAUGGGGCAUGCAUGAACAGUUUCUGGUCAUGGACUUACAGCCAGUCUUUAAGCUUGAUUCACUUGGAACUUCUCAUCCCGUUCGGGUCGAUGUGGGUGCUCCGUCGGAAAUCAAUGAAAUAUUUGAUUCCAUUUCUUACAACAAGGGUUCUUCCAUUAUAAGGAUGCUGAAUGAUAUCCUGACCGAGGAGGUGUUCACACAAGGUCUGACAGCUUAUCUCAAUGAACACGCCUAUGGCAAUGCAGACUCGGACGAUCUUUGGAGAGCCCUGACCAAGGCUGACGAAGGACACGGUGGUCGUGACGUGAAAGCCAUCAUGGACACCUGGACAUUGCAAAUGGGAUACCCUUUGAUCACCCUAGAACGAACGGAUCGAAGGACCGUAAUGGCUCAUCAGGAGCACUAUCUAUCGAACCCCUCUGAGGGCGUCAGUGACAAAUAUGGAGAUGUUGGGUACUUGUGGCAAGUUAACCUCCAGUAUACGGACAAGACACACAAUAACUUUGAAAUGCCAAAUUCUGUUUGGAUGGAGAAAGAACGAUCUAUCGAUUUCAACCUCACAGAUGGGGUUGAUGAAAACGAUUGGUAUUUGGUGAACACGUACCAGUAUGGCUACUUCAGAGUCAACUAUGAUGAUGAAAACUGGAUGAGGAUAACAGAUCAACUAAUUACCAAUCACACGGUAUUUCCCAAUGAAAAUCGUGGUCAGUUGAUUGACGAUGCGUUUACCCUCGCACGCUCUGGGAACCUUUCGGUGGAAACGGCGCUUAAUCUUACUAGAUACCUUGGAAAUGAGGAAGACUAUAUACCAUGGGAUGCAACACUGGAUCACAUGGCGUAUAUCACCAACAUGUUCAGACUUAGUGGAGGCUACGGUCCUCUUGAGUUGUACAUGCGAGACCUGUUGCAACCUCUAUAUGAGUCUCUGGGAUGGGAUGACUCAGAUAACGUACUUGAACAGUAUACUCGGAACAGUGCCAUUCGUAUGGCCUGCUACUAUCGCGUUAGUGACUGUCUGGAUGAGGCGUCCCGUAUAUUCCAAAGCUACAUGGAUAAUCCCGAGAACAAUGUGAUUAGCAAUAAUCUAAAGACCACUAUAUGGUGUAAUGGUAUCCGUGAAGGCGGUCAGACUGAAUGGGAGUUCGGUUGGAAUCAGUACCUUACAUCUAAGGAUUCAUCAGAGAAGUCAAGUUGGUUGUCAGCUCUGGGUUGUUCUAGACAGCCAUGGAUUCUUAACCGAUACCUGAUGUACACUAUAGAAGAAAACAGUAAAGUUCGUAACCAGGAUGUCUCAGCCGUACUUAGUGCAGUGGGCAGCAACCAUGUAGGAACCGAUCUCAUGUGGGACUUCAUUCGGACUGAAUACGACAAGAUCUUUGAACUAUUUUCAAGCAGUAUAUUCACCUUUGCUGGAAUCAUAUCUCGCGUACCACAAAACUUCAACACGAAGCAACUCUUAGACGAGUGGAUCGAGUUCGGUGUUGGGAGAGACUUUGGCCCUGCAACGAGAACCUACGAACAAGGCACUGAAACAAUCAAAAUUAACAUACAAUGGAUGGAGAAUUUUGAGGACGUAAUCACCGAAUGGUUAGAGAGUUCUGUGAUGAACAUGUAGAAAGCAGUUACCAUCACAGCCGUCAACUUAUUCACACGGACGUACGGUGGUGGGCAUUAGACCCCGACCCUAUUUUCCAAAAUAUAUAUUUUGAGGAUGAUUUUUUUUCUCAGUAUCACGAUGCCCGUUUAGUUUACAAGAGUAUCUGGCUAAUACAAAGUUUUUAAUAUGACAAUGCUAAAAAAGAAUAUUACAAAAAAAAUCUAUUUGCAAAAGCGCUUGCUUUUAUCGCUCGCAAAUAUUCAGAAGUAGUAUAUCAUAUCCGGAAUGCAGCCCCUCAAAAAGUUCAUCUCAUUUUGCAACUACCCCUUGGUGGUAUCAAAGUAAUUUCAAUAUGAUCUCACAACUGUAAAUGAGUGUUAUUCUCCCGUUGUUAGUAUUGCAUUUGGUUGAUUCAUGCUAAUUUAUCAGGGAAAUAAAAAUCGCUCUGUUGAAUUUGUCAUUGUUUGAUAUAAGAAGCUUCUGUUUGAAGCUCAUAGGUGUACGGACGUCUAAAUUUUUCAUGUAAUAUCUGUAUAUUUUAAUCUCGUAAGACCACAUGCUCUAUUGAA